AUGGUGGAAAGACGUGCGCAGUCCUUUCACAUGACGUGCCACGUGCAACGCGACUAUGGCAGCAGGAUGGGGAGCUCCUUCAUAAGUUGCAGACCCAACGGGUAUGCCGGUACGAGCCUCAACCUCAGCCCGGCCAAGGAGACGGACGCUGACUCUGCGGCCUCCACCGGCGCUACAACUACUAGCUGUGCCCUCCGGCCUCCUGCACCUGACAGAAUCUGCUACUCUCCAGUUUCACUGGAAUUGGACCCCUCAGAGGUGAAUAAUGGAUCAGGCAUUCCCUACGGUCCUCCCGCGGACACACAGGCCAUGCACAGCCAGCCCUCCAUGGCCUCUGUCCCGCUGCCUCUGCCUCUCCCUCGUUCGAGCUGGAUGCAUCAUCAUCAAAAGGAUUUCCGGAGCCCUUUCGUCAAGACUAGCAUGCAGGGGGAUGUGUACAACUUUCUAGAGAGACCUGCUGGAGUGAGAUGCUUCCUCUACCACUUCCUCGUCUUCGUCAUGGUCCUGGUGUGUCUCAUCUUCAGUGUCCUGUCCACUAUAGAGCAAUAUGCAGAGUUCGCUACAGGAACCCUCUUCUGGAUGGAGAUUGUGCUGGUGCUGUUCUUUGGCACAGAGUAUGCGGUCCGGCUGUGGUCGGCGGGCUGUCGCAGCAAAUACGCAGGCAUCAAAGGACGCCUCUGCUUUAUCAGGAAGCCCAUAUCAAUCAUAGAUUUGAUAGUGGUCAUUGCCUCAGUCAUUGUGCUUGGUGUCGGUUCCAAUGGCCAGGUGUUUGCCACGUCUGCCAUCAGGGGCAUCCGUUUCCUCCAAAUCCUGCGCAUGCUGCAUGUGGAUCGACAGGGAGGAACGUGGAGGCUGCUGGGAUCUGUAGUCUUUAUUCAUCGGCAGGAGCUGAUCACCACCCUGUACAUCGGGUUCCUGGGCCUGAUCUUUUCGUCCUACUUUGUCUACUUGGCGGAGAAGGAUGCAGUGGAUGAGGAGGGCAAGACGGGCUUCUCCAGCUACGCCGAUGCCCUGUGGUGGGGCGUGGUGACUGUCACCACAAUCGGCUACGGAGACAAAAUUCCUCAAACGUGGGUAGGCAAGGCCAUUGCCUCCUGCUUCAGCGUCUUCGCCAUCUCCUUUUUCGCCCUGCCUGCUGGUAUCCUGGGCUCAGGCUUUGCCCUGAAAGUCCAACAGAAGCAGAGACAAAAGCACUUCAAUAGACAGAUCCCCGCUGCAGCCUGCCUCAUACAGACACUUUGGAGGUGCUAUGCAGCAGAGAAACCAAACGGCUGUGCUGCCACGUGGAGAAUGUACGUUCUCACCCCAGAGACUGUCACCACCGUGGAACCUGACAACUUCAGCCCUUAUGUCAGGAAACUGAACAUAUCGAAAAAGGGGACCAAGAGGAGGUUGAAGCCCAGAGUGAACAACGCGAUGGGCGUGUCCUCGGAGAGGGCCAUAACAAUACCCCAGAUCACCUACGAUCACAUCGAUGACUCCGAGGAGAAGAAAGACGCCUCUUUUUCCCAGGAAGAGCCAAGAGAUGCUGUUGAAGAAAUCACCAGAAUGUUGAGACUAACAGGCCGUCCUCAACAUUCUUGGUCGUCUUUCACUCUGAGCUGCCCUGGCUCCCCAGUGAGGGGGAAUCAUGACCACAGCUCCACCUCCAUCGACAUCUCCCGCGCCAACAGCUUCACGGACGAGCUGGACUACAUGACCGAGAACAUCCCCCUGCCAGUGGUGAAAAAUAAAACGCUAACAGAGUUGUCCCACGCCCAGAGGUCGGCUGUAAAAGUCCUCCGCAGAAUGCAGUACUUUGUGGCCAGGACGAAAUUUCAGCAAGCACGGAAGCCCUAUGAUGUGCGAGACGUGAUCGAGCAAUAUUCCCAGGGUCACCUCAACAUGAUGGUCCGCAUCAAGGAGCUGCAGCGAAGGCUCGACGGCACACUGGGGAAGCCAGGAAUGUUUCUUCCAGGAAAAGGAGAAGAUAAAGAAUACCCAACUAUCGGAGCGCGACUGAUCAGGCUAGAAGAUAAGGUCCACCAGAUGGACCAGAAUAUGAACUCCAUUCUGCGGAUCCUGGUGGAGCAGUUUCCGCCCAAGCCGCAGCUGACGUCCACUCCCUCCAUCCGCAGGGUGACCAUCCAGAACCGCAAGGGGGCCAGCAUGGACGAGGAGCUCUGAUGGCGCAGAACUGGGACGGUGAAUUAAAGGACCAGCCUAGCGCCCCCCCCUCCCAAAUAUCUUUUCUCCACUCUCCAAAAAUCCUCUGUUCCAUUUGCAAUCCAACAUUUAGACCACUGAGAAGAGAACAAGUUUUAAUGGACCACUCGGCGCUGCAUUGCUCUCAAAAGGCCAAGAGGAGCAGUGAGGAGCAGAUUCGUGGUGUAACUGACCUCCUUUCCAUCUGAUGAUUGUUGCCCCUUUUAUGGGUAUUUUUCAUAUUAAUGUAGCAUUCUCUUCCACACCAGCAUUGUGGGCCCGGGAGUCAUUCAUUUGAUUUAACCUAUACACUAUCCUCAUAAUCACACUCGUCAGAUGAUGUUCAUUUACGUGUGGCCUGUCACUGAGCCGCAUUCCUCUCCUCCAAAUAUUAUUCCAAAGCUAA
Messenger RNA from Cyclopterus lumpus (lumpfish), 2590 nucleotides. RefSeq names its product potassium voltage-gated channel, KQT-like subfamily, member 1.2 (gene kcnq1.2). Gene Ontology annotation, molecular function: voltage-gated potassium channel activity. Gene Ontology annotation, biological process: transmembrane transport; potassium ion transport. The transcript is spliced from 19 exons. Gene Ontology annotation, cellular component: membrane. The record is from RefSeq and is a predicted model, not a curated record. The coding region runs from base 1 to 2166 and encodes 721 amino acids. NCBI's taxonomy places the organism in Eukaryota, Metazoa, Chordata, Actinopteri, Perciformes, Cyclopteridae.